CGUGGCGCGGCGGCGGGGCGGGGCUCGGCGCGGCCAUGGCGGUGUUCGUGACGCGGCGGAUCCCGGCCGAGGGGCUGCGGGUCCUGUCGCAGGCCGGCGGGUGCCGCGUCCAGCAGUGGGACUCGGAGGAGCCGGUGCCGCGGUCCGAGCUGCUGGCGGGGGUGGCGGGGAAGCGCGGCCUCCUCUGCCUCCUCUCCGACCGCAUCGACCGCGAGGUGCUGGAGGCCGCGGGGCCCGGCCUGAAAGUCAUCAGCACCAUGUCCGUGGGGUUCGACCACCUCGCCCUGGAGGAAAUCAAGAAGCGGGGGAUCCGCGUGGGGUACACACCCGAUGUCCUGACCGAUGCCACCGCGGAGCUUUCCGUCGCUUUACUCCUGGCUGCGUGCCGACGGCUGCCGGAGGCGGUGGAGCAGGUGAAGAAUGGUGGCUGGACAACAUGGAAGCCCUUAUGGAUGUGUGGCUACGGUCUGUCUGAUAGUACGGUGGGCAUCAUAGGUCUGGGGAGAAUAGGACAGGCUGUUGCCCGCCGCCUAAAGCCAUUCGGGGUCAAGAAGUUUUUGUACGCUGGCAGUCGCCCGAAGCCAGAGGUGGCUGCGGAGUUUGAGGCCGAGUUUGUCCCAGUCAUGAGGCUGGCCGAGGAGUCGGACUUCGUUGUGGUGACGUGUGCUUUGACUCCAGCCACCCAGGGAAUGUGCAACAAGGACUUCUUCAGCAGAAUGAAGAAGACCUCCGUGUUUGUCAACACGAGCAGGGGGGCUGUGGUGAACCAGGAGGACCUGUACGACGCGCUGGCCCGCGGCCGGAUCGCAGCGGCAGGCCUGGACGUCACGACGCCGGAGCCGCUGCCCACCGACCACCCCCUGCUCUCCCUCCCGAACUGCGUGAUUCUGCCGCACGUCGGGAGUGCCACCUACGCCACGAGGAACACGAUGGCGGUGCUGGCGGCCAACAACCUGCUGGCCGGGCUGCGAGGGGAGCCCAUGCCCCACGAGCUGCUGCUGUGACGGCCGGAGCCCCGCCGUCCCCGGGAGAAGCCUCGCAGGCCGGCCCUGUGCCUCCUCGCCCCUGCGGCCGCGUGCCAGCGGUGAGGGAGCCGCUCCCCAGCCAUUAAAGAGGAGCAGUGAA
This is a messenger RNA of Tyto alba (common barn owl), 1125 nucleotides long. RefSeq names its product glyoxylate and hydroxypyruvate reductase (gene GRHPR). The transcript has 9 exons. Gene Ontology annotation, cellular component: cytosol. Bases 36 to 1004 code for a protein of 322 amino acids. The record is from RefSeq and is a predicted model, not a curated record. NCBI's taxonomy places the organism in Eukaryota, Metazoa, Chordata, Aves, Strigiformes, Tytonidae. Gene Ontology annotation, molecular function: hydroxypyruvate reductase [NAD(P)H] activity; NAD binding; glyoxylate reductase (NADPH) activity.